AGGCAGUUCGAGGAGCGGCACGUGGGGCAGAUCAAGGCGGUGUACCCCACCGCGUACCGGCUGCGCCAGGAGAAGAACAUCCCCACUUUCAGCCACGGCGUGAAGAAGUCUGACUACCAGCUCACGCUGGAACCAGUGUUGGGGGAAGAGGAGAAAGUGAACGGCCGCCCGCACCUGUCGGCGUCGCGCUUGCUGGAGCGCAGGAAGGAGUUCAGCCGCAACCUGGUGAACAUCGUCAAGCAGCACCACAAGGCCUUCCUGGCCGCUCUCAGCCCUCCCAUGGUGGUGCCGGAGGAGAAGCUGACCCGUUGGCAUCCCCGCUUCAAUGUGGACGAGGUGCCGGACAUCAGCCCGGCGGAGCUGCCGCAGCCGCCUCAGGAGGACAGGCUCACCACGGCCCAGGAGGUGCUGAGCACAGCUCGGGGGAUGCUGACGCCCAAGAUGGAAAAAGCUCUUGCCAACCUGGCCUUAAGAACCGCUGAAGCCGGUGCGGGGGAACCGGUGGUUUCCAAAGCACCGUCCCCUGCCAGCACCUCCAGCGCUCUCAAAGGGGUGUCCCAGGCCCUGCUCGAGAGGAUCCGGGCGAAGGAGGCGCAGAAGCUGCAGGCGCUGAUGACGCGGGACCCGCGGCAGGAGGGUGAGAUGGAGAAACACUUGCGCCUCUUUGCAGAGCUGCUGCCCGACUGGGUGGGGAUCCACGCCAUCAGGACGGACACCUACCUCAAACUGGACAAAGGGAAGGACCUCGGCCUCGUCGCGGAGAGGCUCACCCAGGCGGCGAAGGAGGCAGAAGCCCUCUGA
This is a messenger RNA of Leptosomus discolor (cuckoo roller), 801 nucleotides long. The record is from RefSeq and is a predicted model, not a curated record. Lineage: Eukaryota; Metazoa; Chordata; Aves; Leptosomiformes; Leptosomidae.